Molecule: messenger RNA, 3498 nt
Organism: Aphanomyces invadans
Lineage: Eukaryota; Oomycota; Saprolegniomycetes; Saprolegniales; Verrucalvaceae
Product: phosphoribosylamine-glycine ligase
Exons: 1
Coding region: 15-3440 (1141 amino acids)
Biological process (GO): 'de novo' IMP biosynthetic process; adenine biosynthetic process
Cellular component (GO): cytosol
Molecular function (GO): phosphoribosylformylglycinamidine cyclo-ligase activity; phosphoribosylglycinamide formyltransferase activity; ATP binding
Source: RefSeq, a predicted model, not a curated record
GUCGAGGUCAAAUCAUGUCGGUCGUGGUGACUUGCGGCCUUCCGUCUGCCGCUGAGGCGACGAAGGGCCUUGCAUUGCUUCAAGAUCUGCAGAAGCAAGGACUUCGUGUCGCUGUCCUUGGCUCUUUGGCAUGGCGUGACCAAAUCGUGCACGCAAAGAUUCCGCACAUCCAUGUGACUGCACCAGUCGAAGUCGAAGAGUUGCUCCAGUCGCCAGUCCGCCUUGUCGUCGCGUUCCUUCCCGACUCGUCUGUCACUACGGAAGAAUCGUUGAAGGCGUGGGGUGUUGGAAGCCACGGAUUCGUCCGAUCGGCGACAUGGGCAUUCGACAAGAUUGCUGUCGUCGUCGACUCGAACGACUUUGCUCGAAUCCGUGACUCCGUGUCGCAGCAUGGCGAGCUCGCUCUAUCUGUCAACGACCGCAAGUUGUUGUCUCAAAAGGCCUUCCGCGCGUUUGCCUCUCUGGACAACCGAGCCGCGUCUUCGCUUCAAGUGGAAAUUCCCCAACGCAACAUUCUCCUCGUCGGAAACGGUGGCCGCGAGCAUGCGCUGGCUUGGAAACUUGCGCAGUCUCCGCAAGCUGCCCACAUUUUCGUCGCUCCAGGGAACGGCGGCACGGCCGCGGGCGCAAAUCCAAAGAUCUCGAACGUGGCGCUGUCCCCGGACCACCCCGAUGCCCUGAUCGCGUUCUGCAAAGAACACAACGUUUCGCUCUGCGUUGUGGGCCCUGAAGCCCCACUCGUUGUCGGUCUUGCCGACAAGAUGAACGCCGCUGGCAUCCCAACGUUUGGCCCAAGCCAACGUGCGGCGCAACUGGAAGGGUCGAAAGCUUUUUCCAAGGACUUCAUGGCCCGCCACGACAUCCCGACGGCCGCGUACAAGAAUUUUACUUCUUACGAUGACGCCAAGGCGUUUAUUGAUUCGAUCGACUACAAUGUGGUGAUUAAAGCGUCCGGCAUUGCCGCCGGCAAGGGCGUGUUGAUCCCCACGACCAAGGAAGAAACGUAUGCUGCGCUCAAGGAAGUGAUGGUGUCCAAGGCGUUCGGCAACGCCGGUGAUGAGGUCGUCAUCGAGGAGUUCAUGACGGGCGAAGAAGUGUCGCUCUUGGCGUUCUGCGAUGGCCAGCGCGUUGUGGCAAUGCCCGGUGCCCAGGACCACAAGCGCAUCUUCGACAACGACCAAGGUCCUAACACGGGUGGGAUGGGCGUGUAUGCGCCUGCUCCGUGCCUGUUCGGCCAAGUCGAACAAGAAUGCGUGGAAAUCGUACAAAAGUCGGUGACGGCUCUGGCCAAGGAAGGCCUGCCGUACGUGGGCAUUUUGUUUGCCGGAUUUAUGCUCACUCCCAACGGACCCAAGAUCGUCGAGUUCAACUGCCGCUUUGGGGAUCCCGAGACGGAAGUGGUGCUUCCGCUUCUCAAUAGCGAUUUGGUGGAAAUCAUGCUGGCUUGUGUUGAACAUCGCUUGGACCCUUCAUUGGUGAAGUGGAAGAACGGCGCGGCCGCGACGGUUGUCAUGGCGUCCGAGGGGUACCCUGAUAGCUACCCCAAAGGCCGCGUGAUCACGGGAACGGAUGCUGCGAAUGCCCUCCCCAAUGUGACUGUGUUUCACGCCGGCACUGCCUUGCGCGACAACAAGGAGCUUGUCACGUCUGGAGGCCGAGUGCUCACCGUGACGGCGACGGCGACGUCGAUGAAGGACGCAAUCGAAAAGGCGUACGAAGGAGUGUCCAAGAUCCAUUUUGACGGCGCGCAGCACCGCAGCGACAUCGGCCAUCGCGGUCUCCUUCGCUCGUGCCCGACGAUUAAAAUCGGUGUGCUUGGGUCGACGCGUGGCAGCAGCUUGCAGCCGGUUCUGGACGCGAUUGCUGCGAAGGAACUCAACGCAACGGUGGAGAUCGUUGUGAGUGACCGCAAGGCGUCGGGCAUUCUCGAACGUGCCCGCAACCACAACAUUGAAGCCCAUGCGGUCUCUGGCAAGGGCAAGACCCGCGAUCAGUUGGAUGCCGAAGUCACAGCGCUCCUCCAGGCCAAGAAAGUCGACCUCAUCCUCUGCAUUGGAUACAUGCGCAUCUUGUCCGCGUCGUUCUGCCAAGCGUGGGCCGGUCGCGUUUUGAAUGUCCACCCGUCCCUUCUGCCCGAUUUUGCUGGCGGCAUGGACUUGGCGGUCCACCAAGCCGUCAUUGACGCCAAGAAGACGGUCACUGGAUGCACUGUGCACUACGUCACGGAAGACGUCGAUGCCGGUCCCAUUGCCGUCCAGUUGAAGUGCCCCGUGUAUCCCGCCGACGUGGCGGAAACAGUCAAGGCUCGCGUCCAGCCAUUGGAAGGAGCUGCGUUCUUGUAUGCGAUCAAGCGCCACCAGGUGCAUGCGUACAUGGGCCGCGUUCAAAAGCAAACAAUUUCGUAUGCCGACGCUGGUGUGAGCAUCGACGCUGGGAAUGCUCUCGUGCAAAAGAUCAAGCCGUUGUGUAAGUCGACCGUGCGCGCUGGAUGCGACGCGGACCUCGGUGGGUUUGGUGGGCUCUUUGACCUGCAAGCGGCCGGCUACGACAAAGACACGGUCCUCGUCGCAUGCACGGACGGUGUCGGCACCAAGCUCAAGAUCGCGCAGCUGACGGGCCAGCACAAAACUGUCGGGAUUGAUCUUGUCGCCAUGUGCGUCAACGACCUGCUCGUGCAGGGUGCGGAGCCCCUGUUCUUUUUGGACUACUAUGCUUGCGGCGCGCUCGACGUGGACGCUGCCGCGGAAGUCGUGGAAGGCAUCGCGGAAGGUUGCCGUCAGUCGGAGUGCGGCCUCAUUGGCGGGGAAACGGCCGAAAUGCCGUCCAUGUACCACGGUGGCGACUACGACUUGGCCGGGUUUUGCAUUGGCGCCGUGCACAAGACCAAGUUGUUGCCGCUGCCGGCGCGCAAUGGCGACGUCGUUUUGGGACUGCCCAGUGCCGGGUUGCACUCAAACGGGUACUCGUUAGUGCGGAAGUUGGUCGAAGUUGCAAACCUGACCUACGGCUCGCCUUGUCCGUGGGACGCAACGUCGACUUUGGGCGCAAACCUCCUCACCCCUACGCGCAUCUACGUGAAGGCUAUCAUGCCCUUGUUGAAGCAAGGAUUGAUUCGCGCCAUGGCGCACAUUACUGGUGGGGGGUUGUUGGAAAACAUUCCGCGCGUGUUGGCCAAUACCAACGCGGUCGAGAUUGAUGCCGCUGCUUGGCGUCUCCCUCCUGUGUUUGGCUGGUUGCGCUCUGUCGGCAACCUCCCUGACGAUGAAAUGACCCGAACGUUCAACUGCGGCAUCGGCAUGGUGCUCAUUGUUGCUCCUGACCACGAAGCUCAAGUUGUCGAGUUGCUCAAGGCCGAACACGUUGUGCGAUUGGGCUCGGUGGUGCCUCGCGCUAAUGACAGUGCCGCGCAAGUGCUUAUCAAAGGUCGUCUGCAGUUCUAAUCAUCACCAUCCAUGUGUUUCCUCCGUUCGUCGACUUCCCUAGCGCACAUGACCUUCC